Molecule: messenger RNA, 1836 nt
Organism: Gallus gallus (chicken)
Lineage: Eukaryota; Metazoa; Chordata; Aves; Galliformes; Phasianidae
Gene: CHIR2B1
Product: T-cell-interacting, activating receptor on myeloid cells protein 1-like
Exons: 6
Coding region: 1-954 (317 amino acids)
Source: RefSeq, a predicted model, not a curated record
AUGGCCGUGGCCCUCAUCCUGGAACCCUCCCUGUCGCUGCACCCCAGCCAGGGGGUGUCCCCGCGGGACACUGUCACCCUGCGCUGCCACCUGCCCCGGCUGGCUGCCUGGGUCUGGCUGUACCAGGAAGGAGGUAGAACACACAACAAGUACAAGGACAAGGACCUGGAUGCGGUCGAGUUCUCCUUCAUGGCCACAAGCUGGGAGCAUGCAGGGACGUAUCGGUGCCAGUAUCAUGUGUCUGAUCCACUGGGUACAUCAGAGAAAAGUGACCCCGUGGAGCUGGUGCUGACAGAUGCAAGAUAUCCCCCACCCAGCGUUUCCUUCAGCUUCGAGGGACACGUGAUAACAACAAUCAAUAUCAGUAUCCACGUGGGGAGAGGGUGCAAUGUCACCAUCCAGUGCUGGAACUGGGAUUAUGGAUCCGCCUUCCUCCUGCACAAGGAUGGACGCUCAGCCCCUAUCCAGCGCCAGGACCCCAGUGGUGGAGGAAUGGCCACUUUCACCCUCUUUGGGGUGACCCCAGCUGACACCGGCACCUAUAGCUGCUCCUACCGCCCCUCAGGUUACCCCUUUGUGUCCUCACCCCUUGGGGACAGUGUGACACUUGAGGUGACAUCCCCACCUACACACCCAGAUGCCAAUGGGGAAUCCCGUGGGAGCCUGGUUGUGGCAGUGGCAGGGGGCUGUGCCACUGCACUCGCCUUCGGCCUCAUCCUCAUCGUCUUCUUCCUCCUGUCUGCCCGCAGAGGCCGGAUACAGAGAACUACAAGCCCUGGUGAACCUCUCAAGAGUUCCAAAGCCAAUGAGCUCCAGGUGCCACCCGCUGACAACGAGGGGCUGACCUACACUGAGCUGCAAGCUGUGACCCCCAGCUUCUGCCGCCCUGGGCCCAGCGCGGUCCCCCAGGCCCCGGUUAUCUACGCCCAGCUGGGCUUUGGGGAACCCCACUGAUGUCCCCCACACCGGUUGCUGCAUUUGUGGAGUGCAAUAAUGGAAACAGACACCAAGUCCCCCGCUUGGGUCUCACUGAUGCCCUCUGCUCCCCCAGUCCCACAAAUCUCCCCACAUUUAACAUCCUUCAAAUCCCCACCGGUGUACACCAAAUCAUCCCAAAUCCCACCAAAUCCCUGCAUGGUCAGCGCUACCGUCACAGUGCAUCCUUAUCACCUGGAUUCCUUUACACCUCUGAGACCUCCAAAUCCUCCACAGUCCACCCCCAAAUCCCACCAGUAUUCUUGAAGGACCCCCACAACGCUCAAACUCUGCACCAAACUCCACCACCAGCCCUGAGGGACCCCCGGGUUGGUCCCAGUCCAUCACAAAAGCCCCCAUAACACUGAGUGGUGUGUAACAACAGGUGUGCACUACCCCACAACAGGCGUGCAAUCCAAGGAGUGUUCUCACACAUGUGUCAUUGUCACCACUGCUGAAUCGCACCGCCUCGCUGGGCUCACAUCCACCACUUGGUCUCCAUCAGUGCUCACAAGCCUCGAUGAAUGUCAGUGGGGCCAUUAUUUCUGCAUGGAGGAAUGCAGUCCCAUCCCUUUGCCUCCUCCACAUAUCCGUGUCAGAUGCCACUGUGCCAAUGUGUCCCCUCUGCUGCCAUCUGUCCCACGGCAACAGAAUGUGAUGGGACAUUGGUGGGAAGGUUCCGCCUCUGCUGCUGUCCCACUGACAUUCACCUCUGAUGUCGUGGGCCAAAAUAAUCAAUCAGCAGGCAUUACUGUCAGAAUAGCCCUCAUGAAAUAUAUGAUUUUGUUCUACUCUUACUAACUGAAGUUAUUAUUGUUUCUUAACAGGCUUGUGCUAAAAAUAAAAAGAGAGAGAAACAAA